UGCUUUGCAGUGUUUAGGACCAGAUCGAUUGGAGGGAGUAGGGUCCAAGACAGAGUUUGUUCUCCUCUGGGCCUUUCUCCCUGCAGCAUGAGGAAGAGCAAACUUCUUCAACCAAGUCUUGUUCUCCUCUUCCUGAUCCUCCUGCCCACAGAUGCCUCCAUCUCUGGAAAACCACAAUAUAUGGUGCUGGUCCCCUCCCUGCUCCACAGUGGGACCUCUGAGAAGGCCUGUGUACUUCUGAGCAACCUGAAUGAAACAGUGACUGUAAGUGUCUCCUUGGAGGCUCUAAGGGAAAACAGGAGCCUUUUCACUGACCUGGUGGCACAGAAGGACUUAUUCCACUGCAUCUCCUUCACUGUUCCACAGUCUUCAUCCAGAGAGGAGGUAAUGUUCCUCACUGUCCAAGUGAAAGGACCAACUCAAGAAUUCAGGAAGCGGAGCACAGUGGUGGUUAAAAACCAAAAGAGUCUGGUCUUUGUCCAAACAGAUAAACCUAUCUACAAACCAGGACAGACAGUGAAGUUUCGCAUUGUCUCAUUGGAUGAAAACUUUCACCCCCUGAAUGACUUGAUACCACUACUAUAUAUUAAGGAUCCCAAAGGAAAUCGAAUUAUACAAUGGCAGAAUCUCAAGAUAGAGAGUGGUCUCAAACAGCUGUCCUUUCCCCUCUCAUCGGAGCCCCUUCAGGGCAUCUACAAUGUUGUGGUACAGAAGGAAUCAAGUGGAACAACAGAACACCCCUUUGCUGUGGAGGAAUUUGUGCUUCCCAAGUUUGAAGUGCAAGUAACAAUGCCAAAGAUAAUCACUAUCAUGGAAGAAGAGGUGAACGUGUCAGUGUGUGGCCUAUACACAUAUGGGAAGCCUGUCCCAGGACAUGUGACUAUGAGCAUUUGCAGAAAGUAUAAUAAUCCUUCUAACUGUUUUGGUGAAGAGUCAGAAGCUUUCUGUGAGAAAUUCAGCCAGAAGCUCAACAGCCAUGGCUGCUUCUUCCAACAAGUAAAAACCACUAUCUUCCACCUGAAGAAGACAGGGUAUGAAAUGCAACUGCAGGUGGAGGCCAAGAUCCAAGAAGAAGGAACUGGUGUGGAAGUAACAGGAAGAGGGUCCAGUGAAAUCACAAACACCAUAACCAAGCUCUCAUUUGUGUCAGUGGACUCACAUGUUAGACAAGGGAUCCCCUUCUUUGGACAGGUGCGCCUUGUGGAUGCGAAAGGCAUCCCUAUGCCAAAUAAAAUCAUCUUCAUCACAGCAAAUGAAGCUAACUAUCACUCAAAUGCUACCACGAAUGAGGAUGGCCUGGUGCAGUUCUCCAUCAACACCACCAACAUUAUAGAUACCUUUCUUAAUAUCAUGGUCAAAUACAAGGAUCACAGCUCCUGCUAUAGCCACCAGUGGCUCUCAGAGGAAAAUGAGAAUGCAUAUCACACUGCUAAUGUUGUGUUCUCCCUGAGCAAAAGCUUUAUUCACCUUGAACCUCUUCCUGGUAAACUGCCAUGUGGCCAAUCUCAGACAGUCCAGGCACAUUAUCUUCUAAAUGAACAGGUCCUACAGGAGCAGAAGCAGCUCGUCUUCUAUUAUCUGAUAAUGGCAAAGGGAGGCAUUGUCCGAACUGGGACUCAUGUCCUGCCUGUGGAGCAGGGAGACAUGAAAGGCCAUUUUUCCGUGACCUUCCUUGUGGAGUCAGACUUGGCUCCGAUUGCUCGAUUGCUGAUCUAUGCCAUUUUACCUGAUGGGGAAGUGGUUGGAGAUUCUGCAAAAUAUGAUAUUGAAAAUUGUCUGGCAAACAAGGUGGAUUUGAGCUUCAAACCAGUACAAACUCUUCCAGCCUCACAUGCCCACCUGCGAGUCACAGCUUCUCCUCAGUCCCUCUGUGCUCUCCGAGCCGUGGACCAAAGUGUGCUGCUCAUGAGGCCCGAGGCUGAGCUCUCUGCAUCAUCGGUUUAUAAGCUUCUACCAGUGAAGGACCUCACUGGCUUCCCUGAAGAUUUGAAUGAGGCUGAAGAUCAUGGAGACUGUGUCAAUCGUGAUAAUGUCUAUAUUAAUGGAAUCCGGUAUUCCCCAGUGUCAAAUACAAAUGAAAAAGAUAUGUAUAGCUUCCUAAAGGAUAUGGGCUUAAGAGUAUUCACAAACUCAAAGAUUCAUAAACCAAAAGUAUGUACACAGACUAUUGCGUAUCAAGCAAGAUUUUCAGAAUAUGACGAUUCAGUUGCACUUUACAGUAGCCAAAUUCAGGAGAUAGAUGCGCCAGUAUCUCACAAAGAGACUGUAAGAAAGUACUUCCCUGAGACCUGGAUCUGGGACUUGGUGGUGGUAGACUCAUCGGGUGUAGCUGAAGUAGGAGGAACUGUCCCUGACACCAUCACUGAGUGGAAGGCAGGGGCCCUCUGCCUGUCCAAUGACACUGGGCUUGGUCUCUCUCCCACCGCCUCUCUCCGAGUCUUCCAGCCCUUCUUUGUGGAGCUCACAUUGCCCUACUCUGUGGUCCGUGGAGAGGCCUUCACUCUCAAGGCCACUGUGUUGAACUACCUUCCCAAAUGCAUCCGGGUCCGCAUACAGCUGGAAACCUCCCCCACAUUCCUAGCUGUCCCAGUGGAAAAGGGGCAAGGGUCUCAUUGCAUCUGUGGUGAUGGGCGGCACACUGUGUCCUGGGAAGUAACUCCAAAGUCAUUAGGAAAUGUGAAUUUCACUGUGAGUGCAGAAGCACUGGAGUCUCAGGAGCUCUGUGGGAGUGAAGUGGUUAUGGUCCCUAAAUAUGGAAAGAAAGACACAAUCAUCAAGCUACUGUUGGUUGAACCUGAAGGACUAGAGAAGGAAGUAACAUUCAACUCACUCCUUUGUCCCUCAGGCCCUGGGGAAUCUGAACAAUUAUCCCUGAAGUUGCCACCAAAUGUAGUAGAGGAAUCUGCCCGAGCCUCUGUCUCAGUCUUGGGAGAUAUAUUGGGCUCUGCAAUGCAAAACACACAGAAUCUCCUCCAGAUGCCUUAUGGUUGUGGAGAACAGAAUAUGGUUCUCUUUGCUCCUAACAUCUAUGUUCUGGAUUAUCUAAAUGAAACACAGCAGCUGACUCCAGAGAUCAAAUCCAAAGCCAUUGGCUAUCUCAACACUGGUUACCAAAGACAGUUAAACUACAAGCACCACGAUGGCUCUUAUAGCACCUUUGGGGAGAAAUAUGGCAGGAACCAGGGCAACACCUGGCUCACAGCCUUUGUACUGAAGACUUUUGCCCAGGCUCGAAAAUAUAUCUUCAUUGAUGAAACACACAUUACCCAAGCCCUCACCUGGCUCUCCCAGAAGCAGAAGGACAAUGGCUGCUUCAGGAGCUCUGGGUCACUGCUCAACAAUGCCAUAAAGGGAGGAGUAGAAGAUGAAGUCACCCUCUCUGCCUAUAUCACCAUAGCCCUUCUGGAGAUUCCACUCUCAGUCACUCAUCCUGUUGUCCGCAAUGCCUUGUUUUGCCUGGAUUCAGCCUGGAGGUCGGCAAAGGAAGGAGCCCAUGGCACCCAUGUCUACACCAAGGCACUGUUGGCCUAUGCAUUUGCCCUGGCAGGUAACCAGGACAAGAGGAAAGAAAUAUUGAACUCACUUGAUGAGGAAGCUGUAAAAGAAGAUGAUACUAUCCACUGGACACGGCCUCAGAAACCCAAGGCACCACAGGGACUUCUGUACCAACCCCAGGCUCCCUCUGCUGAGGUGGAGAUGACGGCCUAUAUGCUCCUCACUCUCCUCACAGUCCAGCCAGCCCCGACCUCAGAGGACCUGACUUCUGCAGUGCCCAUUGUAAAGUGGAUCACAAAGCAACAGAAUUCCCAUGGUGGUUUCUCCUCCACCCAGGACACAGUGGUGGCUCUCCAUGCUUUGUCCAAAUAUGGAGCAGCUACUUUUACUAGGACUGGGAAAGCUGCACAGGUCACCAUCCAGUCUUCAGGGAAAUUUUCCUCAAAAUUCCAAGUGGACAACAGCAACCGCCUGUUACUACAGCAGGUCUCCUUACCAACAGUGCCUGGGGAAUACAGUGCAAGAGUGACGGGAGAAGGAUGUGUCUACCUCCAGACAUCCUUGAAAUACAAUAUUCUCCCAGACAAGGAAGACUUCCCAUUUGCUUUAGAGGUACUGACUCUUCCCCAAACUUGUGAUGGACCCAAAAGCCGCACCACCUUCCAGAUCUCAAUGAAUAUCAGAUACACUGGGAGUCGUCCUGCCUCCAACAUGGUCAUUGCUGAUGUAAAGAUGGUUUCUGGCUUCAUCCCCCUGAAGCCAACAGUGAAAAUGCUUGAAAGACUGAACCAUGUGAACCGGACUGAAGUCAGCAACAAUCAUGUCUUGAUUUACCUGGAUGAGGUGUCGAAUCAGACACUGAGCUUGUCCUUCACAGUUCUGCAAGAUAUUCCAGUAAGAGAUCUGAAACCAGCCAUAGUGAAAGUCUAUGAUUACUAUGAGACAGAUGAGUUUGCAAUUGCUGAGUACAGUGCUCCUUGCAGCAAAGAUCAUGGAAAUGUCUGAGAACUACGUGAACAAAAAGUACUUUGCUAUGUAGUCUCUGUUCACAGGACUUCACAGAAAAGAAACUCUUCUUGCAUCUUCAAAGAUUUGAUAAAUAAACCUUUUUUCUUAUCAGUUUC
Molecule: messenger RNA, 4619 nt
Organism: Ictidomys tridecemlineatus (thirteen-lined ground squirrel)
Lineage: Eukaryota; Metazoa; Chordata; Mammalia; Rodentia; Sciuridae
Product: alpha-2-macroglobulin
Cellular component (GO): extracellular region
Molecular function (GO): protease binding; endopeptidase inhibitor activity
Source: RefSeq, a predicted model, not a curated record